AUGGAUGAAGCCAGAGUUAGAGACCGCGCGCCGCUUACCGUCAUAGUGGCUCCCAGCAACGCGUCCCCACCUCGGCUGUCCCCGGCGGAUCUCCUCCCAGACGGUGACGCGGCCUUCCAUCCACUUUCAGCAGUCAACGGUCGCCUCACACCGCCAGGCUUAGAGCCAGCGUCGUACGCCACAUUAACACCCCUCCUCCCGCUCCCCCCUAUCAGUACUGUAUCAGAUAAAUUUGCCUAUCAUGCUGGUGGUACGUUCACGGUUAUACAACAGCAGCAUUCCUAUGCGUCAUUGUCCCCAGCGGCGUACAAUGAGCCUUUGUCACCACAAUCAGCGUACAGUAGGCGGAGUGCUUCGCCCAACUCGUUCGAAAGAAGAUCCCCUACGCCACCUUUGCCCAGUCCAGGGCUAGAUCUCAAUGCGGCAUUACUGGCAAGAGAAGAAGCCCAGCAGACACAACCGAUACAAUCGCCAGAAUUGAAUGAUACGGAAGAAAUAAAUACGAAAGAAUUAGCUCAAAGGAUAAGUGGAGAACUGAAGAGGUAUUCAAUACCACAAGCGAUUUUCGCUCAGAGGGUCCUCUGUCGGUCACAAGGAACGUUGAGUGAUUUGUUACGAAACCCAAAACCAUGGUCAAAGCUAAAAUCAGGGAGGGAAACGUUUAGGCGGAUGUGGAAAUGGCUGCAGGAGCCGGAGUUUCAGAGAAUGUCAGCGUUGCGACUAGCAGCGGCCCAGAUUCCACAGAGAGGCAGCUGCAAGCGCAAGGAGGAUAUAGUUUCGGAUACCCAUCAUUCACAGAAGAAGCCGCGUUUGGUUUUCACAGACCUCCAGCGGCGUACUCUACAAGCUAUUUUUAAGGAAACAAAGCGACCCUCAAAAGAAAUGCAAGUCACGAUAGCGAGGCAAUUAGGUUUAGAGCCAACGACCGUAGGUAACUUCUUCAUGAACGCACGCAGAAGAUCCAUGGACAAAUGGAGAGACGACGACAUACCUUCCACAGAGUUGGACCAGCAGUGCGAUCCAAAUGAUUUGGAUCACGUACCCAGUUUGGACUCGGCAGAGUCAGAGGAAGAUCACGACGACCAGGACGAUCAUCUCUUGUGA
Molecule: messenger RNA, 1104 nt
Organism: Pieris macdunnoughi
Lineage: Eukaryota; Metazoa; Arthropoda; Insecta; Lepidoptera; Pieridae
Source: the annotation of a GenBank genome assembly